Dipodomys ordii (Ord's kangaroo rat) is the source of this 5132-nucleotide messenger RNA. It is a transcript of the gene Nphp4, whose product is annotated as nephronophthisis 4. NCBI's taxonomy places the organism in Eukaryota, Metazoa, Chordata, Mammalia, Rodentia, Heteromyidae. Gene Ontology annotation, biological process: negative regulation of canonical Wnt signaling pathway; protein localization to ciliary transition zone. Bases 1 to 4500 code for a protein of 1499 amino acids. The record is from RefSeq and is a predicted model, not a curated record. Gene Ontology annotation, cellular component: ciliary transition zone; non-motile cilium; cytoskeleton. The transcript is spliced from 30 exons.
AUGCGCCAAGACGGGAGGGUGGGCAGGUACAUUCUGCUGCUGCUGCUGCUACUGCAGCAGACGGAGCUCUGCGUCCUGCAGCAGCAGCAGCAGCAGCAGGUUCCGCCCGCUGCAUCUUCACCUCGUGGGACGCCCGAGGCCACGCCCUUACCCUCUCAUCAUUGGCUGUCGCUCACGCCAGUCACAUUCCCAUUGGUGGAAGAACGGUCGUCCAUGCAAAUCAGGACGGGCCCGCCGCCGCGCCGAUUGGCUGGCGCUCGCCGAGCGGAGCCCCUCGACUUGGGUUCUGAUUGGUACCGAGGCCUUGACGAAAAAAGUGACGCCGCGCGGGUUCUCGGCCGGAGUGCGGCUCAGUCCCCGGCGCCUCGCGGAGUACCGGAGGUGGUAUCGUCAGAGAUUGAAUGUCAUCUGCGCGUGUCCCUCUUUGAUGUCACCUACCGACACUUCUUUGGGAGGACGUGGAAGAGCACAGUGACGCCGGCCAAGCAGCUCUCCAGGCAACCGCCCAGGGUUGUCUUCAAUGAGCCCUUCUACUUCCAUACGUCUUUAAACCACCCGAACAUCGUUGCUGUGGUAGAAGUGGUCACUGAAGGCAGGAGGAGAGAUGGCACCGUCCAGAUGUUGUCAUGUGGGUUUGGAAUUCUUCGGAUCUUCAACAACAAGCCUGAAUCGCCUACCUCUGCUUCCCAGGACAAACGGUUGAGGCUGUAUCAUGGCACCCCCAGAGCCCUCCUGCACCCACUUCUCCAGGAUCCUGUAGAGCAGAGCAAGCACCUGACGGUGGUGGAGGCCUGCAGCCUGCUGUACACCCUGAGGCCUCAUCCGGCCCUGGAACCUGCCUUCCACCUGCUCCCUGAGAACCUCCUGGUGUCUGGUCUGCAACAGAUUCCUGGCCUUCUGCCGCCGCAUGGGGACAUGGGUGACGCCCUGAGGAAGCCUCGCCUACAGAAGCCCAUCACGUUGCACUUGGAUGCUGUCUCCUUCACUCUGGCCCCCUCCCUGGAGAAGUUUGAGGGGGAGCUGCUGGAGCUGCUCACCAGCGACCACUUCCGGGAGGGCAGUCUGUUGGAUGCUGGCUCCUUGGAGGUCCUGGAGCGUCGACUGCAUAUAGGUGUGCACAAUGGCCUGGGCUUUCUGCAUAGGCCGCAAGUGGUCGUGCUGGUUCCUGAGAUGGAUGUGGUCUUGACACGCUCUGCCAGCUUCAACAAGAAAGUGGGCUCCUUUUCUAAGAGCAGCUCUGGAAGCCAGUCUCUCGUUUUGAGAAGCCACCUGCGACUCCCCGAGAUGGUCAGUCACCCAGCAUUUGCAGUUGUCUUCCAGCUGGAGUACGUGUUCAACAGCCCUUCUGGAGCGGAUGGCAAUGGAGCGUCGGCCACCUCCUUGUCCAGCUUGGCGUGCAUGCACAUGGUUCGCUGGGCCGUUUGGAACCCUGUGCUGGAAGGUGGCUCAGGCAGGGUGACCUUGCCCCUGCAGGGUGGGAUCCGGCCCAACCCCUCGCACUGCCUGGUCUUUCGGGUGCCUGCAGCCAGCAUGGGCUCUGAAGAGGUGGAGCAGGUGGACCUAGGAGCCGUCCACUUUCAGUUCUCGCUGAGCACGGAGGAGCGCCUGGACACCCCCACUGAGCAUGCCAACGGCCCCAAGGCGCAGGGGCGGCUCUCCAGGAAGCCACCCAUGUCCCCUUCACGCCCGCCUGCACCAGCACCCCAGGUUCUCGCUGCCACCCAGGACUCGCCUGUGGGACCAGGGUUGUCCCUUUCCCAGCUGGCAGCCUCCCCGCAGUCUCCAGCUCCACUUCUCAUAGCCAAGGCCCCUCCUCAGCUUCCAGAUGGUUCCCAGGUGGCAUUCCCGUUGGAAGGCGGGAUCUCUCACCUGGAGGCUGACCUGAGCCAGACUUCCUUGGUCCUGGAAACCCCCAUUGCUGACACCCUGCAGGAGCUGCCCUUUACCCCUUUGCAUGCCCCCAUUGUGGUGGGGGCUCAGAUCAGGAGCUCUGGAAGCCAGCUCUCGAGAGCCUCCAUGGCUCUCCUGCAGUCCUCUGGCUUUCCUGAGAUCCUCGAUGCCAGCAAGCAGCCUGUUGAAGCCGUCAAUCCCGCAGAGCCUGUGAGGUUUCACCCUCAGAAGGAAGAAUCGGAUCGUCUGCACAGCAACGAGAUAGUGCUACAGUUUCUUGCCUUCAGCAGAGUGGCCCAGGACUACCGCGGAGCACCAUGGCCAAAGACUGUGUAUUUCACCUUCCAGUUCUACCGCUUCCCGCCCGAGACAACGCCGCGUCUGCAGCUGGUCCAGCUGGAGGGGGCUGGGAAGACCAACUCUGGCUCCCUGUCCCAUAUCCUUGUUCCCAUUCACAAAGACGGCUCCUUUGACGCUGGGUCUCCUGGCUUCCAGCUGAGGUACAUGGUGGGUCCUGGGUUCCUGAAACCAGGCGAGCAGCACUGGUUCAUCCAGUACUUGGCCGGCCAGACCCUCCAGAUUGACAUCUGGGAUGGAGACUCCCUGCUCCUCAUCGGGUCUGCUGCUGUCCAGCUGAAGCACCUCCUCCGUCAAGGGCGGCCAGCCGUGCAGGUCUCGCACGAACUUGAGGUUGUGGCGACUGAGUAUGAACAGGAGAUGAUGGUGGUGAGUGGCGACGUGGCCGGGUUCGGCACUGUCAAGCCCAUUGGUGUCCACACGGUGGUGAAGGGCCGGCUGCACUUGACCUUGGCCAAUGUGGGUCACGUGGAUGAACCAAGAGUGAGUGGUCCCAGCGUGCUCCCACCAACCAGGUCUCGGCUCAUCACGAAUGUGGGGACCAGCCACUUCUCUGGGGGCAGCCUCCUCACGCCUGCAGGCCCAAGACGAAAAAAAGUGGUCCAAGCGCAGAAGCUGGCUGACGUGGACAGCGAGCUGGCCGCCAUGCUGCUGACCCACGUGCGGGCUGGCCAGAGGUCCCCAGGCGCAGGCUGUGAGGCCGACGCCGUGCGCAGGCGCAAGCUGGAGAGGAUGAGGUCUGUGCGCCUGCAGGAGUCCAGAGGGGAGCCCGUGGGCCGCAAGGCAAGCUUGCUGGCCCAGCAGAAGGUGCGAGCACAGCACUCGAGGGACCUGCAGGUCAUUGACGCCUACCGGGAGCGCACCAAGGCCGAGAGCAUCACCAGCGUGCUGAGCCUGGCCAUCACCACACGGCACACGCUCUAUGCCACCCUGGGCACUGCUGAGUUCUUCGAGUUCGCCCUUAAGAACCCUCAUAACACGCAGCACACGGUGACCAUCGAGAUCGACAACCCUGAACUCAGCAUCAUCGUGGACAGUCAGGAGUGGAGGUACUUCAAAGAUGCCAGUGGCCUGCACACACCGCUGGAGGAGGACAUGUUCCGGCUGCGCGCCGGCCUGGCUCCCCAACUCUACCUGCGCCCCCGGGAGACCGCCCACAUCCCCUUCAAGUACCAGAGCUGCUUUGCAGGCCCGCCAGCCCCGGCACAGGCUGAACUGACCGCUAAGAAGGGCACAGACACUGGGUCACCAGGGAAGUGGAGAGCCAUGCCCACUAAACACGCCAAGGUGGUGUUCCGUGCGAGCGGCGGCAAGCCCAUCGCUGUGCUCUGUCUGACUGUGGAGCCCCAGCCCCAUGUCGUGGACCAGGUCUUCCGCUUCUACCACCCGGAGCUGACCUUCCUGAAGAAGGCCAUCCGCCUGCCGCCGCGGCACACGCUGCUAGGUGCUCCCGUGGGGAUGUUUGGUGAGGAACCCCCGGUGCAUGUUCGCUGCAGCGACCCCAAUGUCAUCUGUGAGGCCCAGAACCUGGGCCCCAGAGAGCCACAGGACGUAUUUCUGAAGGUGGCCAGUGGACCGAGCCCAGAGAUCAAAGACUUCUUUGUCCUCAUUUAUGCGGAUCCCUGGCUGGCUGUGCCGGUGCAGACCUGGCAGGUCUGCCUUCACUCUCUGCAGCGAGUGGACGUCGCCUGUGUCACGGGCCAGCUCACACGCCUGUCCCUUGUCCUUCGUGGGAUGCAGACAGUUAGGAAAGUGAGAGCCUUCACUUCGCACCCCCAGGAACUUAAGACAGACCCUGCUGGAGUCUUUGUGCUGCCGCCUUAUGGGGUGCAGGACCUGCACGUUGGUGUCAGGCCGCAGAGAGCUGGCAGUCGCUUCAUGCACCUCAACCUGGUCGACGUGGAUUACCACCAGCUGGUAGCCUCCUGGCUGGUGUGCCUCUCCUGCCGCCAGCCGCUCAUCUCCAAGGCCUUUGAGAUCAUGAUGGCAGCGGGCAAAGGGAAGGGUGCCAAUAAGCGCAUCACCUACACCAAUCCCUACUCCUCUGGGAGGACCUACCACCUGCACAGCAGCCGCCCGGACCUGCUCCAGUUCAAGGAGGACUCCUUCCAGGUGGGAGGAGGAGAGACCUACACCAUUGGCCUGCGGUUUGCGCCGAGUGAAAACCUGGGGCAGGAGGAGAUUCUAAUUUACAUCAACGACCAGGAGGACAAAAAUGAAGAGACCUUUUGUGUCAAGGUCAUCUACCAGUGAGGGCGUGGCCAGAGGCAGCUGGUGCCGGUUGCUAGUGUUCUCCCGUACACCCUCCUGGCCAUUGCAGCCUCGGCCCCAGGAUCCAGUGGAGGGGUUUGGUUGAGGUCAUUUUGUAACUCAGCAUCUAGGUAAGCUGCUGCCGCUGCCAACCCGGCUUGACCAAGUUCCCAGGUGUGACGUGAGCACCAGGGCCCUGGCUCUGCCGCCAUGCAUCCUGGCCACGUGGGCGCCUCGCUCUGCAGCUGCGCACUCCCGCCAUGCGGGUGCCUCACUCUGCAGCCGUGCAGCCCCGCCAUGUGUGCACCAUGCACACGGACACACCUCGCUCUGCAGCCGCGCAUCACAGCCACGCGGGCACCACAGAUGCGGUGCCUUGUUCUGCAGCCACACGUUCUGGCCAGGCGGGCGCCACACUCUGCAGCCGCACAUCCUGGCCAUGUGGGCGCCUCACUCUGCGGCCGUGCAUCCCGGCCAUGUGGGCACCACACACGUGAUGCCUUGUUCUGCACCCACACAUCUGACCAGGCGGGCACCACGCUCUGAAGCUGGACACCCCAGCCCCGCAGAUGCCUCGCUCUGCAGCCAUGCAUCCCGGCCACGUGGGCGCCUCGCUCUGCAGCUGUGCAUCCCGG